UAACUAAAAAUAAGCAAUUUUGCUUUAGCUCGGGAGGUGGCACUACGAACCAAAAAUAAAGCUCACUCAGCAUGGCCGGUGAACUGCUAGCAGUAGAUUUUGAAGUCUUUGGAAAAGUGCAAGGAGUAAGUUUCCGGAAGUACGCUUUGGAAGCAGCACAGCGACUGCAGGUGUGUGGCUGGUGCAAAAACACUGCCGAGGGCACAGUACAGGGCCAACUAGAAGGCCCUCCUGAGAAGGUGAACCUAAUGAAAGAGUGGCUGCAAAGGGAAGGCAGUCCCUAUUCAAAGAUCGAAAGGGCAGAGUUUCAAAACGAGCACACUGUGACUACUGCAAAUUUCCAAACCUUCACUUCCAUUGAGUAAAAUUGUGUAUUAAUAAAAAUACUUGCUCUUUUCUAUUAUA
Neocloeon triangulifer is the source of this 405-nucleotide messenger RNA. RefSeq names its product acylphosphatase-2-like. The record is from RefSeq and is a predicted model, not a curated record. Bases 72 to 365 code for a protein of 97 amino acids. Gene Ontology annotation, molecular function: acylphosphatase activity. The transcript is spliced from 2 exons. Lineage: Eukaryota; Metazoa; Arthropoda; Insecta; Ephemeroptera; Baetidae.